Molecule: messenger RNA, 396 nt
Organism: Copidosoma floridanum
Lineage: Eukaryota; Metazoa; Arthropoda; Insecta; Hymenoptera; Encyrtidae
Product: histone H2A
Cellular component (GO): nucleosome
Molecular function (GO): protein heterodimerization activity; DNA binding; structural constituent of chromatin
Source: RefSeq, a predicted model, not a curated record
AUGACUGGAUCUGGACGCGGAAAAGGUGGUGCGGGUAAGGCCAGGGCGAAGCCAAAGUCGCGCUCUUCUCGAGCUGGACUCCAGUUCCCGGUUGGUCGCAUCCAGCGACAUUUGAGGAAAGGCAACUAUGCCGAGCGAGUAGGUGCUGGUGCCCCGGUAUACUUGGCCGCCGUUCUCGAGUACUUGUCCGCCGAAGUCCUGGAGUUGGCAGGCAAUGCAGCUCGUGACAACAAAAAGACGAGGAUCAUUCCUCGUCAUCUUCAGCUGGCCAUCCGCAACGACGAGGAACUGAACAAGCUGCUCGCCAACGUCACGGUUACUCAAGGAGGUGUUCUGCCCAACAUACAAGCUGUCUUGUUGCCCAAGAAAACAGGAAAGAAAGAUUCCGCUGAAUAA